This is a messenger RNA of Cuscuta campestris, 3906 nucleotides long. The record is from the annotation of a GenBank genome assembly. Lineage: Eukaryota; Viridiplantae; Streptophyta; Magnoliopsida; Solanales; Convolvulaceae.
UUCGUGCGGUUGCUUGUGACCGGCGGCCUUCGGAGUUGCCGGAGCGACGCUCUUUCCCGGCGCUUCUAGCCUUCCACGCCUACAAGAGGAUUACAGUUUGAAAAUGGGGGGUCAGAAGAAUACUUCAAAAUCUAGUAAGAGUGCAGGUCAAAGUGUUUCUGCCGCAUCGAUGUUUGAUGGACUUGAGAAGCUAGGGAAUAGUGACAAUGAUGCCAUUGAUGAAGAAAUUGAACACCAUCCCAUUGCUAUCUUUACUGGAAAGAAAAAGAAAACAUCGAGACCGAGUAAUCCGUUCUAUUUGGACAACGAUGAGGAUCCCAGCUUUAAUAAUCUGGAUACCGGUUCAUUUGGUGAUGUUGCAUCCUUUUCUAAAGGCACUGAUUCAUUUGAAGAUGCCAGUGCUCAAGAAGAAGAUGGUACAUGUGUGAUUAUGUUUUCGGGUAAAAAGAAGUCAUCUAAAAAGAAGAAUGAUUCUGCAAUCAACACCCUCCAGGGAGAGUCCAUAGACAAGGCACCUCAUGCCAUUAGUUUUGGCAAACAGAGCUUAGCUGGAAGCCACAGAGAAAUAGAAGGAACAAAAAGCAAGCAGGUUCAAGGCAUUUCCAAGACCAAUUCUAAGAAGCAUAAGGGUGGAAAUACAGCUCAAGAAAAUGAUGAUGAAAUUGAAAGGAUUCUUGCUGAGCUCGGCGAAGGUUCACCUAUUCCUUCUCUUAGUCCUCUACCUCCUUCCAAAGAAAAGUUACCGAUACAACCUGAACCGAAAGGUAAAACUAAGAAAAAGAAGGGUGGGGAAAAGAAUGAAGAGGAGGAUGAAUACGACAGCAAUUUGGCCGAGCCGGUAGAGGCUAUUCAAACAUCAAAACUUGACCCUGCUCCUUCUCCACAAGAGGAAAAAGACAAGGAUCUUCUUGAAGCAGGAGAAGAUAUUUCUGAGAUGGAAACAGUGGAGAGGGUGGUUGAGUCUGUGGUUGCUAAGAAGAAGAAAAAGAAAAAAGAAAAAGAAAAGGAAAAAAAGGCGGCGGCAGCAGUGGCAGUUGCACCUGUGAUUGAGGAAAAGCAGGAAGCAAAAACCAAUGGCAAGGGUAAGGCCGAUAAAAAAAUCCCUAAACAUGUCAGAGAGAUGCAAGAGAGGCUUGCCAAACUCAAAGAAGCAGAAGAGAGGAAGAAAAGGGAAGAGGAGGAAAAGUUGAGGAAAGAAGAAGAAGAACGUCUACGGCUAGAGGAGUUAGAAAGACUUGCAGAGGAAAGGAAACGCUUAAAAAAGGAGAGGGAGAAGGAAAAAAUGUUAAAGAAGAGGCAAGAGGGGAAGUUGCUGACCGGAAAGCAGAAGGAAGAAGCUCGCAGACUAGAAAUGAUGAGAAAGCAAAUACUCACAAAUGCUUGGGGCUUACCACUCCCUGUUGGAGAGACUGGUGCAGACGGAACAAAACGGCCCAAGUACCAAACCAAGAAGGUGAAACAACAAUCCCAUGGAAAUGAUAAUUCUAUUGCUGCCACGGCUGAAAUAAGUGAUGUGAAGGAAGCCGAGCAGGAAUUUAUACCCAAGGUUCACCCUAUGGAAACAGACAAGGUUGAAGAAGUGGAUUCACUGAAGACAGAGGACAAACCAGAGAAUGCUGAUGACGAAGAAAAUAGAAUUGGUGAAGAUGGAGAUGACAACGAUUGGGAAGAAAAAAGCUGGGAUGAAGAUGAUCUCAAACUCCCCGGUAGAAGGGCAUUUUCUGAUGAGGAGGUAGAUGGUGAACCCAAAGCAUUAGCUAGAAGACAGACAAAGAUUGCACAGGUAGCCCUUUGUCAUUCCAUUGCUUCCAAACAAGCCCCUGUAACUGCAACUGUUGUAUCUAAAAAUGAGGUCACUAAUAGAAGGGAGUUUGAAAGCAUGGAGAAAAAUGGUCAAGAAAGAAAGGAAGAACAAAAACUUGUUGCAUUGCCAGACAUGAGAGAAAAGAGCCUCCGUUCUCCCAUUUGCUGUAUUAUGGGUCAUGUUGAUGCUGGGAAAACAAAACUCCUUGAUUGCAUACGAGGCACUAAUGUCCAAGAAGGUGAAGCAGGAGGGCAUGAGUCAUUUACUAAUCUCCGCUCUCGAGGGUCUAGUUUGUGCGAUAUUGCCAUUUUAGUUGUGGACAUUAUGCAUGGAUUAGAGAAGCAGACUAUCGAGUCACUCAAUCUUCUAAAGAUGAGGAAAAUAGAGUUCAUCAUUGCUUUAAACAAGGUUGACAGGCUCUAUGGAUGGAAAAUUUGCAGUAACACACCUAUUCAGAAGGCAAUGAAACAACAGAAUGCGGAUGUAGUGCGUGAAUUUAAUGAACGGGUCAUUCAGAUAGUGACACAGUUCAAAGAACAAGGUGUGAAUUCAGAAUUGUAUUAUAAAAACAAAGAUAUGGGUAAAGAUACAUUCAGCAUUGUUCCCACUAGUGCCGUGAGUGGUGAAGGUAUUCCUGACUUAAUGCUAUUACUUGUCCAUUGGGCUCAAAAGACGAUGGUUGAGAGACUUACAUUUAGCAAUGAAGUCCAGUGUACUGUCCUGGAGGUAAAGGUUAUUGAAGGCCAUGGGACUACAAUUGAUGUGGUACUAGUUAAUGGGGUGCUUCAUGAAGGAGACCAAAUAGUGAUUUGUGGCACCCAGGGUGAACCUAUCGUGACCACCAUCCGGGCAUUGCUGACUCCUCACCCAAUGAAAGAACUUCGAGUGAAGGGUACAUAUUUGCACCACAAAGAAAUCAAGGCUGCACAGGGCAUAAAGAUUACUGCACAGGGCCUUGAGCAUGCUAUUGCAGGCACUAGUUUGUAUGUUGUGGGACCAGAUGACGAUGUGGAUCGUAUAAAAGAAGCAGCUAUGGAAGACAUGAGGUCAGUGAUGAGCAGGAUUGCUAAGAGUGGGGAGGGUGUUUAUGUUCAGGCAUCUACGCUUGGAUCACUAGAAGCUUUGCUGGAGUUUCUUAAGAGUCCUGACGUUAGCAUACCAGUCUCUGGCAUUGGGAUAGGACCGGUACAUAAAAAGGAUGUCAUGAAAGCUAGUGCCAUGCUUGAGAAGAAGAAUGAAUAUGCAACAAUCCUUGCUUUCGAUGUUAAAGUCACUCAAGAGGCUCGUGAACUUGCAGAUGAAUAUGGUGUGAAGAUUUUCAUUGCUGAUAUUAUAUAUCAUUUGUUUGAUCAAUUCAAAGCCUACAUUGAUAAUCUCAAGGAGGAAAAGAAGAAGGAAGUUGCUGAGGAAGCAGUGUUUCCCUGUGUUCUUAAGAUUGCACCUCGCAGUAUUUUCAAUACGAAGAAUCCCAUCAUUCUGGGCAUUGAUGUUCUUAAAGGCAUAGCUCGGGUUGGGACUCCUAUUUGUAUUCCUUCAAAGGGCUUUGUUGAGAUUGGUCGAAUUGCUUCUAUCGAAAACAACCAUAAACCUGUCAGCUCUGCAAAGAAAGGAGAAAGAGUGUGCAUUAAGAUCGUUGGGUCAAAUUCUGAAGAGCAACAGAAGAUGUUUGGCAGACAUUUUGGCGAGAAAGAUGAACUCGUCAGCAAGAUUUCUAGGAGAUCAAUUGACAUAGUCAAGGAACAUUUCAGGAAAGAUCUUUCUGACGAAGAAAGGGAUCUGCUUAGGAAACUGAAGAGCAUCUUCAAGAUACAAUAAUGAGCUGUCAAUGCUAGUUGUUUCCCCGAAUUCUCAAGCAUUGAAGAGGCAACUGAUUCCAGUGAAAGCUCACUCACUAUUAGGAGUUAUGAAAGAUUAACCAUUUCGGUUCUUCCAGAUGCGCCUAUAUAUGGAUGUAUCUGGCUGAGAGCUCUCCGACGGCGUUCAAGUCGCCGGCGGUUAUUUUUUCCAUUAUUAUUAUUAUUCAUAUAUAACAUUUACUCUUAUGAUCAUUCUUGUAAUUAUUAGUUCAUUCAUUCAACUUAUAAUAUAAUAAUUCUUGUAAU